UUGAGUUUCAUAUGAAAAGUUUUGGCGCAUGCGCAGUGCCUGUCUUAAGAGGCACGAUGGCUGCGGACUCUCUGCUGCUGUCUCUGGUCGAAGAAUUUGUCUCCGGACUGCAGGACAUUAAGGCCAAAGACACGGCCACAGGUGUCAGAGAUGGACAGUUUACAAUCCUGCAGCUGGUGGAAGCCCUGGGACAGAGUCUGACGAGCGCUGAGCCUCACACCCGAGCCAGAGGAGUCCAGCUGCUCUCUGAGGUUUUACAGGAGUGCUACAGACAACUGACAGAGCGAGAAGUGGAGGUGCUGAUCGCCUUUUUUGAGAACCGGUUAAAGGAUCAUUACGUAAUCACGCCGCCAGUCUUACGGGGGUUGGAAGCGCUGACAAAAUGUUCGACGUUGCCUCCUGGCUCUGCUGUGUCCAUGCUCAGGUCUUUGUUCCAGGAUGUUCACGUUCAGUCUCUGAUGCUGGCAGAGAGAGCGUGUGUCUAUAACAUGCUCAUCAACCUGAUGGACAGCAGAGAGGCCGAACUGAAGGGUUUGGGGGCAGAUUUUCUGUUUGGGUUUGUCCAAUCGAUGGAUGGGGAGAGGGAUCCUCGUAACCUCCUACUUGCCUUCCGAAUAGCCACAAACAUCAUCCACCGAGGUUACGACCUAGGUAAAUUCACAGAGGAACUGUUUGAAGUGACGUCCUGCUAUUUCCCCAUCGACUUCAGCCCUCCUCCUAAUGACCCCCAUGGCAUCACUCGGGAGGAGCUCGUUCUUGCACUGAGGGCCGUCCUCGCCGGGACCCCACGAUUUGCGGAGUUUCUGUUGCCUCUCAUCGUUGAGAAACUGGACUCAGAUGUUCAGAAUGCCAAGUUGGAUUCUCUGCAGACUCUGACUGCUUCUGUGUCUGGAUACGAUCAUAAGGACUUGGCAGAAUUCCUUGGGGGACUUUGGGCGUCACUGCGCAGAGAGGUGUUUCAGGCAUCCAGCGAGAAGAUCGAGUCUGCAGGCCUCGCCGCACUUACCGCCCUCACUUCCUGUCUGUCUCGCUCAGUCCUCAGGUCUGACUCAGAGGACUCCCUCAGCACUUUCCUGGAGCUUGUCCUCAAAGACUGCAAACACCACCUGUGUGAGCCGGACAUGAAGCUUGUGUGGCCAAGUGCCAAGCUGCUGCAGGCUGCCUGUAGCGCCUCCAACAGGGCAAGUCACAUUGUAGCAGCCGCCGUCAUGCCGGACCUUAUUGAGCAGUACAGCAGCAGGACGCAGUGCGCGCACAGACGGACGUUACUGGAGGUGGUGCAGGGCUUCAUCCAGCCUGUAAAAACUCUCCAGGCUUCAGAGCUUGCUUCAGAGGAGAGUGCGUUUUUAGUGUUCCGUUCGUCUCUGUGCAGCAUGGUGUUUUCUGCUCUGUCAGAGAGCAACGCCAGUCUGCAGAUCACCGCCGCAUCGGCGCUCACAUCACUCUCACAACAAACAGGUUUGCUGAUGGACUCUGAUGUUGAUCUGGCUGUAGAUCAUCUGACCAAACUCUUACUGACGGAGGGGGAUGACCAAGUCAGUGUGGCGGCGGUGGAGUGCGCCGGAGCUUUAGCGCAGCGGCAUCCAGCAGCAUUUAUCAUGAAAAUGAUUCCCAAGCUGCGGGAGGAGAUGUUUCUAGAGCCCAUAGAGCAAGGCAGCAACACAACACUUUCAGAGCACCUCUCCCAUCAUGCAGUUCGUCAGCGGUGUUUCUCAGCUCUGGCUGCAGUAUCCACCCCACCCGGCGUGGUCCAGGCGAGCACCCCGGUCCUGUUGGAGGUCCUGCGUUCAGCACACACGGGUGCUGUUGGUUUUUCGGUGGAGGAGGUGGUGUCAGCGUGCCGCAGCCUCCAGAGGAUAGCGGAGCAGAUUGAGGACACGGAGGAGACAGGACGCUGCUUCCAUGAUGUCAUCAUCCCGCACCUGCUGUCUUUGGCCCUUCAGGCGGCCCUGCAGGUUGAGGGGUCGUCUGGGCAUCCUAGUCCUCUGGUGGAGCAGGAGGUCCUGUCUGCAAUGGUCCCAAUCAUAAGCACAUCCUGUUCCAGGCUGCAGGCCAUGAUGGCGGGUGAGACGGCAUCCCGGGCUGUCUCUCUCUUUCUGGAUGGUGACGUGUCCUUUUUACCUGACAACUCCUUCCCUUCACACAUUCAGCUGCUGAAGCAGGGGGCGUCAUGGAGCCAGUCUCAGAUGGUGUGUCUGCUUAUGGGCUGCAUCUGUUCACUACCUCAGAGUGUGGAAGUGCCGCAUAUAGAGCAGCUCCUGUCCACUUUGGAGGACAUGAGCUGCAUGUGCACUCACCCGCAGUCUUACACGGCUGCCGCCAAGUGCUUUUCCGGCCUCGUCAACAAGAGGCCGCAGGGUGAAUAUCUGGACAGUGUAAUUCAAAAGAUGAUGAAGCGGGUGUGUCACGAGCUGGACGCCAUGUCGUCUCCUGUGCGGACUCAGGCCGUCAUGCUCCUGAUAUGGGUUGCCAGAGCUCUGCUCAUCAGGUAUCACCCUCUGUCCACCACCCUGACCGACAAGCUUUUCUCUCUGCUCGACGAUGCCGAUCUGGGCUCCACGGCAGCGGAUGGAUUCUUGUUGCUGAUGAGUGACUCCACCGACGUCUUGAACCGCCGUUGCCAUGCAGUGGUGCAGAUCAUGUACCGCCAGCGAUUCUUCAGCGAGAAUUCAGCCAAGCUGGUCCGAGGCUUCAAUGCUGCUCAAGACAAGAAGCCCAACUACCUGAAGGCUCUGUCCAACAUCGUCAGCAAACUGCCCAAACAGGUCCAGGUCACUGAACUACCCGCGCUCCUGCUGCUGUUGCUGGAGGCCUUGUCUUUCCCGGACCAGAGUGUCCAGCUGUCCACUUUAUCCUGUCUGAAGCCCGUCCUCAUUGACCCGCCGCCAGCUCUCAUACAGCAGCUGGAGGCUUUGGUCAACAGGCUGCUGGGCCUGAUUUCUAGUCCAGCAAUGGAUGUAAGGAUUGCUUCCUUGCAGUGCAUCCAUACUCUUUCCUGCUUCCCAGUCCAUGAGAUCUUGCCGUUUCGGGCUCGAGUGCUUCGAGCUCUGGCUUGUCCCCUCGACGACAAGAAGAGGCUGGUGAGGAAGGAGGCGGUUCAGACGCGAGCAGAAUGGUUCCUUGUUGGAAGUCCCGGUGGAAGGUGAUUUUCUGCCUCAGCCGCCCUUCACAUCCUGCCGUCUUGUGUAAACCUGAAAGGUGAUGAAUGUGUGAAAUCCGAACUCCAGACCCAGGUUCUGACUGUGAAACCUGUGUUGUCCCUCCCACAGAUGCCUCAACUUCCUACUCAAGCUUCAUCUUUUUAUACUGUUUCCUCUGCCUUUCUUCCAACUUUCCAUGAGUUUAAAAAAAAAAUGAAGGAAAAAAAAAAAAAGCUUGGCACUGGAGGUGUCACUCUGUGACGUCUCAUGUUUCACUAUCAGACAAAAAGUCACACGGUAUAAAAGAUGUUUUGGUCAUUUACCUUUUUGCCACAAUUGUAUUGAUGCUUCACACCUCAGAUGAUUUUAUUUAUUCCUGCACUUUGAGUUUGUGAUCAGAAGUGACGGCAGAUGCUUUUUUUUUUUUUUUUUUUUUUUUGAGCAGCCAUUCAAAAUCUGCUCCUCUGAUAGCGGCACGUCUGAAUGUGUCGCGGGUGUGUUUGAUUUGUGCUACUGUGUGGGCCUGAAAAUGUGACGGUGCCUGUUUUCUGAUGGCUUACAGCGUGAUGAUGCGUCUGGAGCGUCGCGCCUUCAGUGAGAUUAUAAAAGUAAUUUUACGUAACGUUAUCAUUCAAAUGGCCUAAGAUUGUAAUUAUGUGGACAAACUGUUCAGUUCCUGCCUUGUGUUCACCUGUUAUUGAAAUGAUUGUUGAUGCAUUUCAGGAAAGUUGGAUGAACUUAAUACUACAAUUUAUGCCAAGAACAUAGACAAUAUUUAAAAUUUACACUUGAGAUGUCAUUAAAGGUUUUCUUUUAAUUA
Molecule: messenger RNA, 3960 nt
Organism: Thalassophryne amazonica
Lineage: Eukaryota; Metazoa; Chordata; Actinopteri; Batrachoidiformes; Batrachoididae
Gene: mms19
Product: MMS19 homolog, cytosolic iron-sulfur assembly component
Exons: 31
Coding region: 12-3146 (1044 amino acids)
Biological process (GO): iron-sulfur cluster assembly
Cellular component (GO): cytosolic [4Fe-4S] assembly targeting complex; MMXD complex
Source: RefSeq, a predicted model, not a curated record